AGUUCCCGAAAGUCUGAGCUCGGAAUUUCUCCUGCGCUCAUGUCAAAUCUUGGUAGAGCAGUAUGUCUGGCUGUGCCGAGCGCACGGAAAAGGACAGGGAAGAAAGCAAAUCUUAUUUGUGGCAUUCAUGCCUCCCACUGCCAUCGAAAUAAAAGCCCGGUUAGAUAAAGCAGUAGACCAAGAAGGAAAUGUACUAGAUAUGCGGGCUGUUCUGGAGAUAGUAACAUACCUUGAGAAAACAGUUAUGACAAAGGAGGCUUUAGAGACUACUCGUAUUGGAAGAACUAUCAAUUUGAUGCGUAAAAAGACAAAGAAUGAGGAUUUAUCAAAGCGUGCAAAAAAAUUGGUAAAAAAAUGGCAAGCACUAGUCAGUAACCAUUUGAAAAAAAGUUUAAAAUCAGAUUCACCGUUAAACUUUCCCGUGCAAACACCUCUGAACGGAUAUGUUAAAAAGCCUAAUGAGCAAGAAAGGCCUAGUUCAAGAGGAUCCAAUAUCAUCAAAUCUGGUACAUCUACACCAGAUAAGCCUGUCUUGAAACGUAAACGCGUACCAACUGAACAUUCUCCACUAAACUUUAAGAAUAUUUCUCUGAAACCUGUAUCUCCAAGAUGUCAGGGUAGCACAAAUAAUAAAAAGCCAAAGCUGGAAAAAAUAGAUGGUGGUUUAAAACCAAAUAAUAAGAAUAAAUUAAACAAAAGUGAGAGUAACUUACCUGAUACUGAAACUGCAUUACGAAAUGUUUCUGCAGCAUUACCAGAACAUGCUAGCAAUUUAAACUUACAUAAUGAACGAUUACAACCCAACGUCACACAGAGCCCUCCCAAACAAGAUACACAUUUAUCAAGUAAAAAUAAUCGUCAAGACAGUCCAGUCAAAAACGGCCAUCCAGUGUCAGCAAAUUUUAUUGCUACAAAACCAACAGAUACGCGAAUACAGGAGGACAGGAUAAAAGAGCUCCACAGUACCGAGAACUCUCCAAGUACUGAUAGUGGUGUCUCUAGUAGUUCUAAUAUAAAUCCAAAUGAAACUUUACACAAUGACAUUCAAGGAAAACAUUUUGAACCGAUCGAAGAAGAAGAACUUGUGGUGAAAAGAAAAGAAAUACCUACAGAUUAUAUCUCGCCAAGUGUUGAGGCAGAUGGUUUAAAUGGGGUUUAUAAUUCUACAGAAGUUUAUGUUCCGUGGACUGAAAUUUUAUUGCAAAGAGAUAAUGAAUUACAGUUGUUACCGUAUGUGAUACUAGAUUAGGUCCUUCUCAGUUUUCUCUUACAGACUAGGAUAAGUGUUUGUUCUGUUUUAUAAACUUUAUAUGAUUAUCAAGGUUUUAGUCUGUUCUGGAUUUGACAAAAUACUCGACAUAGAAAUAAGGUUUUAAUUGGCUGGCAAAGCCUACUGCAUAUAAUGACAGAAUAGACUCAUUAUAAUUAUCAGUUGUUUGUAAAUGUUUUUUGUUUACUUUAGUUGUUGUUGCUGUUGUUUUUUGUUUUGUGUUUGUUUUCAACGUGUCUGUUAUGUCCAAUACUUCAUAUAUUUUUCAGUUUUCAAAAACUGUACAUGAAUACGACCUAUAGUUGCUAUCGUGAAAAACGUGAACCUUGGUGUUUAUCUUUAUUGUGUGUGAGAGUUUACAAUGUAAGAUAAGGAGACAAAAAAAGAAAUAUUUCUAUAACUAA
Hydractinia symbiolongicarpus is the source of this 1674-nucleotide messenger RNA. Its product is annotated as mediator of RNA polymerase II transcription subunit 26-like. Lineage: Eukaryota; Metazoa; Cnidaria; Hydrozoa; Anthoathecata; Hydractiniidae. Gene Ontology annotation, cellular component: nucleus; core mediator complex; mediator complex. Bases 128 to 1249 code for a protein of 373 amino acids. Gene Ontology annotation, molecular function: transcription coregulator activity. The transcript is spliced from 3 exons. The record is from RefSeq and is a predicted model, not a curated record. Gene Ontology annotation, biological process: regulation of transcription by RNA polymerase II; positive regulation of gene expression.